AUGAGUGAAAGUUCUGAUGAGGAGCAACAACCACCAAGGAAGAAAAGAGGAACAACACGACCAGAAAGUUAUAAACGUUAUAUCAUACGUGAUGCCAGAGUAAAGGGGGCAGGUUAUGUUUCCUACAAAGAACCUCCCCCUGCCCCACAUACCCGUACAGGAGGUAUUUUACAUGAGGCAAUUAUGGGUACUCUUGUAGCUUGGUGCACAGAGAAACUAAGAGUUUUAAACAUUUCAGUACUGAACUGUGUGCGACUACUGACCAGAGUCCUGCCGUACAUCUUUGAAGACCCUGAGUGGAGAGGAUUCUUCUGGUCAAGUCUUCCGGACCAGUCCCAAGGGGAGGACCGCGAGGAGUCCUUGCCGCUGGCUCACUCACUGCUCAACGCUGUUUGUGAUCUUCUGUUCUGUCCUGAUUUCACAGUAGCAGCAAAUAAAAAAUCUGGUCCAGAUAAAGCUGAGGACCUACAAGCGAUCGACAGUUGUGAGUAUAUCUGGGAGGCUGGGGUGGGCUUCGCUCACUCGCCCACUCGCUACCAAACUCAUGACGCCGCUCGCACUGAGCUGCUCAAGCUGCUGCUCACUUGCUUCAGCGAGACCAUGUACCAACCUCCUGUCGACCUGCACACGGCACCCAACAAGUGGAUCCAGUACCUGACCUCCGCAGAGAACCGCCAUGCCCUCCCCAUGUUCACCUCCCUGCUGAACACUGUCUGUGCAUACGAUCCUGUGGGCAUGGGGCUGCCGUACAACCAUCUGUUGUUUGCUGAUCCUGCUGAACCCUUGGUGGACGCUGCACUACAGAUCCUCAUCGUCACCUUGGACCAUGAUACCAGCCAGGGCGACGAUACAGCGGCCCCAGAUAAUCUGUUUAUCAACUACCUAUCACGAAUCCACCGAGAUGAGGAUUUUGCAUUUGUUCUACGAGGAUUCACUCGUCUUCUCAACAACCCUCUGGUACAAACUUACUUGCCCAACUCCACCAAGAAGGUGCAGUUUCACCAGGAGUUGCUUGUGUUCUUCUGGAAGAUGUGUGACUACAACAAGAAAUUCCUGUACUAUGUGCUGAAGAGUAGCGAUGUGCUGGAGAUUUUGGUGCCAAUUUUGUUCCACCUCAAUGAUUCUAGGGCUGAUCAGUCUCGGGUUGGUCUGAUGCAUAUCGGGGUGUUCAUCCUACUGCUGCUGAGUGGAGAGAGGAACUUUGGUGUCAGACUGAACAAGCCUUACACUGCCACCAUCCCCAUGGAUAUCCCGGUAUUCACAGGAACUCAUGCAGACUUGCUGAUCACAGUGUUCCACAAGAUCAUCACUACAGGACACCAGAGGCUUCAGCCACUGUUUGACUGUCUGCUUACGAUCCUUGUUAAUGUGUCCCCGUACCUGAAGACACUCAGCAUGGUGGCCAGCACUAAACUGUUACACUUGCUUGAAGCCUUCAGCACUCCCUGGUUCCUGUUCUCCUCCCCCACCAACCACCACCUGGUGUUCUUCUUGCUUGAGAUCUUCAACAACAUCAUUCAGUACCAGUUUGACGGCAACUCUAACCUGGUGUACACGAUUAUCCGGAAGCGCCAAGUGUUUCACUCUCUGGCCAGCCUACCCAGCGACUACGGCACCAUUGCCAAGAGUCUGACCAAACGGACGCGUAAGCACUUACCAUCCACCCAUGACUCUGACAACACUCCCGAGACGCCCAGCAUGGAGGGGUCCAGACCUGCCCUGCCAGCUGAACCCGGCACUCUCAAGGCAACGCUGCCAGACACACCAGGUAUAGAGAAGAUGACAGGACAGGAGUCCGGACACGUGAUGGGGGACUUGGCGGAUGUGGGAAGUACGGCAGCAGUCAAUGGUAAUGCGGAACCGGACCAGACAGCGGCACAGCCGGCACCGGCACCGGCACCAGCACAGUCGGCCCCUCACAGUCCUGUCAAGAGCAAGGCUGCCACAGUGCAUCGGUCUCCGUCACUGCCGGUGGGAGGGAACCAGUGGGUGCCCACCUCGGAGUGGGUGGCCUCGUGGAAGUCCAAGCUGCCUCUGCAGACCAUCAUGAGGUUACUGCAAGUGUUGGUGCCUCAAGUCGAGAAGAUCUGCAUCGACAAGGGGCUGACUGACGAGAGUGAGAUACUCAAGUUCCUGCAGCAUGGAACACUUGUAGGGUUGCUGCCAGUUCCACACCCCAUCCUGAUACGCAAGUACCAGGCCAACUCUGGCACCACAACAUGGUUCCGCACUUACAUGUGGGGCGUCAUAUACCUGAGAAAUGUAGAUCCGCCGAUCUGGUACGACACCGAUGUCAAACUGUUCGAGAUCCAACGAGUCUAGAGGCAAUGUGAGCAUACAUAACCUGUCAUCCACAGCCUUUGUCCAGCUUUACAAGUAUCGUUGUCUGUAAGCCCUGGUGAGGUGGAUUUAACCUCUUUCCUCAUAGUUUGGUCUGUAUCCAUCAUUAGGCACCUAAACCAUCCAUUUUUGGUUUUAAGAUUGAAAGGUAAAUUUCUGAUUACAAAACAAAUAUUUUUAUCGUGAUAGUAACAAUGCCUUCUUGGUUGUUGUAUUUGUUUUAAUAAUGACUGCCUUCAUUGCUCCAUAUAGUUCUUUAUUUUCCUUCGCUAUAUCUUAAUCUCCUUUUGCCUUCCUCAUGUACUUAACACUUGAUUGUUAAACUUUCCGUUGAAUUGUAAAGUUUAACUUUACAAAAAGUUCAUUCAAUUUGCCACCAGAUAAAAAAAACUAAUACUUAUGUUGGUGUGUUAGAAUCGGUUGUUAAGUUUUGUGUAAAGAAUGUUCACAUUUAAAUUUCAAUAUUCUUUGGAUGAAUUAUUUUUUAAAUAAUACAACAAAUAAUUACUUUAUAAAAAUUUUUUACAAUUUUUGUUAUUAGUUAUUUAUUUUAUAUAUUUUUGCUUGAUUUAUUUCUGUUUAAUAGGUUAAAAAUGCAACCACUUUGGAUAAGUUUCUAAAAUAUGUUAAGUGACAGUAUUGACCCGUAUAUUACAUAGAUAAAUAUGUCAAAAACUGCCUACUAUUCAAUAAAUGUGUAGAAAUGGCAUUAGUCUAAUUUAACGUCAAUAAAGAUUGAUGAAAAACUGGCACUCAAAUUCCCCCCCCCCCGGACCUUUCAACCUGCCGGGCAAGAAUACUGACCACUACAAUAUACAGCUUACUUUUGUCCAACAUUUAUUUUUUAUUUAAUUGCUUCUGUCACAUACAUCUUAUAAGCAUAAGUACAUAUGGUAAAUGUGACAAGUGAUUAAUAAAAGAAUCACAAAACAUAACAGCACAUAAUGAGCAUGUGUGGUAAGCUUUGAAGCUCAUCGAAUUAAACAAAUUUGUCACAAUAGAAAAUAUUGCAACCAGUUAAUACAUGUAUCAUGGACCUAAAAAAUUACAACUUUCAUUGAAAUCUCAAUAAUAUUGCAUCAGUUGUUCUCAGAAAGAUUUCAUUAUAAUUAGAAAUUAGUUUUUGACAUUAUUUUAUGGAUUUGAUCACUUGUUUCAAAGUUCAAGUGCUAACUUAUUCAAAACAUCAUUAUCGCUUUUUACGUGCUCCAUUCUCUCACGUGUUUUACAUGUGAGCACAAAAAUUAUCAUAUUUUGAAGUGUAUUUAAAUGUUACAGAAAUAUGCUAUGAAGCAUGGAACAUUCAGUCAGAAGUACAGUAAUAAGUCCAAGCUUUGUUUUUUCUGAAAUUGUAGGCCCACUGAAGUAAUCAUCACAAAACUAUCCGUUGUUAGCGUUUCUAGCCACACCUACACACUGUCCUUGCUCUUACAUUCUUAUUUCAUGUUUGAUAAAUGAAGGAAAUCAUUGUUCUGAAUAAAUACACUUGCGUUUCCCCAGAUAUCGUGAAACAAAUGCGUACAAUGUGCCAAACUGUUUACAGUUUUUCUCUACAUUAUCAACAAACAUUAAAGUCAAUAACUGUAAAUCCAUCUCAUCAGUGUGACAGUAAAAAUAAUGUCUGUAAAUUUUAGUUUAAUUUAUGUAUCGGACUGAACUGUAUUUUAGACAGGCAAAAAUGUUGUAAAGGCUCUGGGAACUUUAUUUUCAUAUUGUAAGGCUUAAGGCUUUUGUGAUUAAGCACUGACGUGUGUUGAAUGAGGGAUCUGUUUGAGUAGCUAGCGUUUCUUGUUUUAUACUGUAUACGUUUUCACACCCUUUCAUAGGUUUAGUUGCAAUUUAGUUUUUCUACUGUUUGCUGUAUACAUGCAGAUACAUUCCCUGUUCAGUGGUAAAAAUAACUUCAAUUCACAAUUCAUAAUUCACACAAAUGUAAAGUAAUUUGUUUAACACAUUAUUGUUCAUAUUUUUCACAUAGUUAAUAAGUUGUUUAAAAUUGUUGUACUAACCAAGUUUCUAAGAAAAAUGCCCUCCACAGCGAAUUAAAAUAUAAAAUUAGUGGAUGUUUUUUAUUGUUGAAUCACAGAACUUGGUGCUGAG
Messenger RNA from Homalodisca vitripennis (glassy-winged sharpshooter), 4440 nucleotides. RefSeq names its product protein HID1-like. Gene Ontology annotation, cellular component: Golgi trans cisterna; Golgi medial cisterna; membrane. Lineage: Eukaryota; Metazoa; Arthropoda; Insecta; Hemiptera; Cicadellidae. The transcript has 16 exons. Bases 1 to 2322 code for a protein of 773 amino acids. The record is from RefSeq and is a predicted model, not a curated record.